Messenger RNA from Oryza sativa Japonica Group (Japanese rice), 1216 nucleotides. RefSeq names its product leucine-rich repeat extensin-like protein 3. The record is from RefSeq and is a predicted model, not a curated record. Lineage: Eukaryota; Viridiplantae; Streptophyta; Magnoliopsida; Poales; Poaceae.
AACCAUUUAAGCAGAAACACAUCAAGAAGCUAAUUAACUAAUCCAAUAUGGCAUCAAGAACAACAACUUCUACUCGUGUAGAAGUUGCCAUCAAGAUGUCGUACCUCGUCGUGGUCCUCGCCAUCGCGUCGCUCUCGGCAUGCCGCGUCGACGCCACGUCGCGCUCGCUCCUGGUCACCGGCGGCCAAGCCGCGGCGCCGGCGCCGGUGUGGUCGUUCGGCGCGUUGCCGCCAUUGAUCGAGCCGGCGGUGGUCGAGCCGCCUACUGCGGUUGCGCCGGUGCACGCCGUCGCCGUCGGCGAGGCGCCGCCGCCGUUGAAGGAGGAGAGCGGCAGCGGCCAUGUCAAGAAGAGCAAGCACAAGGACGAGGAGAGGGCGCCACCGCCCAAGAAGCACCACGAGAAGGCGCCGCCGAAGUCCAAGCACCACGGCCGCCACGCUCCACCGGAUCAGCCGGAGCUUUCGCCGCCGGCGCCGCCGCCCGAGUCGUACACCCCUGAUGCGCCGCCGGCGCCGGAGGCGGCGAGCCCCCACCACGGCGGCGGCGAGAACCCGGCGUGGCCGCGUCCUGGAAACAACCAGUGGCCACCUCUGCCGCCGUUCAACCAGCCGCCGACGCCGGAAUGGCCGCACCCGGGGAACAAAUGGCCGCCGCUACCGCCGUUCCACCCGCCUCCGACGCCGGCAUGGCCGCAUCCUGGUGGCAACAAGUGGCCGCCGCUGCCGCCGUUCCCGUCUCACCCGCCGCCGACGCCGGCAUGGCCGCAACCAGGCAACAAGUGGCCGCCGCUGCCGCCGUUCCCGUCCCACCCGCCGCCGACGCCGGCAUGGCCGCACCCGGGAAACCAGUGGCCGCCACUGCCGCCGUUCCCGUUCCACCCUCCGCCGAUGCCGGCAUGGCCGCACCCCGGCAACCAGUGGCCGCCACUGCCGCCGUUCCACGGCAGCGAUGUGCCACCGGCGACGAAGAAGAUCACCAAGGAAGAAGUGCACGAGUGAUUCAUGCAAAAAUGCUUGGUGAUCAACUGAAGGAAAUUAAGUAGUAUCAAAUUAAGCCUCGUAAGAUUUAAUCAUUUAGAUAACACAAAAAAUUAGUACGAAUAAAUUUUGAAUUUGGACGGCAUUUGUCCAAGAUGAUUGAUAUUUGAACUUUUCCCCAUGAGGGCAAGGUGAUAUGAAUAAAGCAACCUUACCGUUGAGUUUGCUUAUUGUCUUAA